This is a messenger RNA of Triplophysa dalaica, 1685 nucleotides long. Its product is annotated as transcription factor GATA-4-like. NCBI's taxonomy places the organism in Eukaryota, Metazoa, Chordata, Actinopteri, Cypriniformes, Nemacheilidae. Gene Ontology annotation, molecular function: zinc ion binding; DNA-binding transcription factor activity, RNA polymerase II-specific; RNA polymerase II cis-regulatory region sequence-specific DNA binding. Gene Ontology annotation, cellular component: nucleus. The transcript has 6 exons. The record is from RefSeq and is a predicted model, not a curated record. Gene Ontology annotation, biological process: positive regulation of transcription by RNA polymerase II; negative regulation of transcription by RNA polymerase II. The coding region runs from base 152 to 1012 and encodes 286 amino acids.
UUUACAGGCUGAAGUGAGACAGAAAUGCUCUCCACCGGAUCUUGUCGGAUUAUCUGAAACAUCGAUGUCCCUGUCCUAACAGCACACAGUCACCCAUCAGUGGAAUAAUCGGGCCUAACACUCACCUGCGUACGGAUAUCAAGGUGUAUCAAUGUCCGCAAACCACGGACACUCGUCUUACGAGCCCGGUUACCUUUCAUCUGCGGCCACUUCAUCCGUGUACAUUGCCACCCCCCGGGUCAGCCCGAUGAUUCGGACGCUUCCCUACCUCCAGACGUCCCAGCAGGGCAGCCCGGUGCCCUGCCACGGGGCGUGGACGCAGCCGGGCGCGGAUACGGUGGCCUAUUAUAACUCCGCCAGUGGGCACCAUCAAUCCCGGGUGUCAAGGUUCACCUUUUCCACGAGUCCCCCGAUGACCUCCUGGAUCGCAGAAACCCGGGACACAACGACCUACCCGAGCCCGUUAAACAUCUCGAGUAGCGCGUGCGAAGGAUUGAAAUUUGAUAAUGAUCCGUCCCAUCACGACGUGACAGUGGGGCAGACAUCGCCCCACAAUUCACACGCUCAUGACCUUCUGCAAAAUCAUCAAACAAUUCUGAAAGAAAGUAACGCCUGUGGACUCUACCACAAAAUGAACGGAAUAAAUCGGCCUCUCAUUAAACCACAAAGCGGAUUGUCUGCCAAAAGACACAAAGUGGGUUUGUUCUGCACCGACUGUCACUCCACCACAACCCCACAGUGGAGACGCAACUCUGAGCGAAAGCUGGUCUGCAACGCCUGUGGCCUCUACAUGAAACUCCAUGGGGUUCCUCGUCCUCUUUCCUUGAAGAAAGGAGGUUUUUUUAAUCGUCAGCGCAAAAAAGAUAUCAACAAGUCUAACUCUGGAGCGUCCGGCUGUGAUGUUGAGACACCCGCUGCUGUGAGCUCCAGUCCAGACUCAUUAUCUGUCAUCUCUCAUCACAGUAUACACACAGGUGUCUGCUGUGCCCGCAUACCUGGGGGAUACACAUGAAGAUGAAAUCACUCCUGCUGGACAUGACUCUGGUAACCAGUGCUAGGACCUGAGGAUUGGAGAGAUAUGCUCAGAUUUUUUGGUUCUGGUUGGAUUUAAUGAUGAAUGAUGCGUUCUGUCAAUAAAAUCUUACUUUUAGAAUCAACUUCAAAGUAUUAUUUAUUGUCUAUAAAUCACUUAAUGGUCUAGGACCUAAAUACAUCUCAGAUAUGCUCAUUGAAUAUAAACCAAACAGUCUUCUCAGAUCAUCAGGAUCAAGUCAGUUACAGAUAACAAGGGUUCACUCAAAACAGGGCAAGUCAGCGUUUAGCCAUUAUGCCACCCGUAGCUGGAAUCUGCUUCCAGAAGAUAUCAGACAUUCACCAACAGCAGCUACUUUUAAAUCCAGAUUAAAAACACACUUGUUUAGCUGUGCAUUCACAACCUGAGCACUGUGCUGCUUUACAUCAACUGCACUUCUGUUUCUAAUUUAUUUUCAAUUUGCUCUUAUUCUUUUAACAUUUUUUAAUCAAUUUUAUUGCUGUUUUAUUGUUUCUUAAAAAUCUUAAGCGGUCUUAAAUCAUUUGCACUUAAAAGAUACAUUUUAUUUCUUUCUGUCAAUCAUUUUAUGUAAAGCACUUUGAAUUGCACUUGUGUAUGAAAUGUGCUAUAUAAAUAAACUUGCCUUGCCUUG